AUGGCCGUGCCCAAGAAGAAGUUACCCGACACCGCCUACAACACCACCACGUUCCUGCUCAGCAAGCAGCCGGAGGAUUUCGUGGACGGCCAUCGCGUUAAAAUCGCCAUCGUCGGUAGCGGCUACACCGGCGUGGCCGUCGGAGUGGCGAUUCUCUUCAAGAAACUAGCCUCGGAGGUGGUGUUCAUAGACUCGAACGAGGAACUGGCGAAAGCAGAGGCGGAAGACAUCAGCCACGCGGCCGCGUACCUGGGCAACCCGAAGAUCAUAGGCACCAAAGAGUACACCAUGGCCAGGGACGCGGCGGUGUGCGUGAUCACCGUGGGCGAUAGACCCCAGAACAAUCUGGACGCGAACACCCUGUUGGAGCAGAAUUUGAGCACCUUCAAGAACGUGAUUCCGAAGGUCUGCAAGUAUGCGCCGAACAGUGUGCUCCUGAUCGUGACGGCGCCAGUGGACAUACUGUCGUACGCUGCCAUGAAGCUCUCGGGCUUCCCGCCGCACCGCGUCCUGGGACUGGGAACGUUCCUGGACAGCUGUAGGUUUCAGUACUUCAUCGCGCAGAAGCUUGGAAUUUCGGCGAGCUCGGUGCAGGCCGCCGUAAUUUGCGAAAACGGGCCCACGUCCGUGCCCAUUUGGUCGGCCGUGACGGUGAUGGGGAUAAAACUGAAGGACAUCAACAAGGACAUCGGUACGAAAUCGGAUCCAGAAUCGUGGGGCGAACUGCACGCGAAGGUAAUCGACUGCGACAACGACCUUAUCUCGAGGAAGGGCUAUCGCUGCUGGGGUAUCGGUAUCUGCGCUGCAGAGGUGGUAGACGCCGUCGUACGAAACACCUGCGUGUGCAUGACGGUGUCCACGUAUCUGAAGGGUUGUCGACACGGUCUGGAAAAGGACGUGUACAUGUCCCUACCCUGUAUCGUCGGUAGAAACGGCAUAGAAACGCUGCUUCGUCACACGUACACGCCUGAGGAGCAAGAACAAACGGAAGCGUCCUGUCGAACCAUCUACGAGACUCAAAAAUCGAUUCUUCAGGAUCUGGAAUAA
Eufriesea mexicana is the source of this 1047-nucleotide messenger RNA. RefSeq names its product L-lactate dehydrogenase A-like 6A. Bases 1 to 1047 code for a protein of 348 amino acids. Gene Ontology annotation, biological process: lactate metabolic process; pyruvate metabolic process. The record is from RefSeq and is a predicted model, not a curated record. Gene Ontology annotation, molecular function: L-lactate dehydrogenase (NAD+) activity. The transcript has 6 exons. NCBI's taxonomy places the organism in Eukaryota, Metazoa, Arthropoda, Insecta, Hymenoptera, Apidae.